Molecule: messenger RNA, 978 nt
Organism: Mollisia scopiformis
Lineage: Eukaryota; Fungi; Ascomycota; Leotiomycetes; Helotiales; Mollisiaceae
Exons: 3
Coding region: 1-978 (325 amino acids)
Source: RefSeq, a predicted model, not a curated record
AUGCCGCCUUUCCCAAUAACCCGUCUACCUGACGCCCAGCGUCUUCAGCUGGACCUCAGACAAAAUCAAGAUGUAGUAACCCUCACCCUGCCCCGCAUCUCGACAACUAUCACCACAAUCGUCACGCUCGGGGGCUCGAAUCCAACACCGACUCCAAAUCCGAAUCCCAUCACCACUUCGCCGAAUCCUCAAAGCACGAGCCCUGUCAUUUCUGGAGGCGGAGGUGGUGGGACGUCGAAUAGCGCAACAAUAGGAGCCAUCCUCGGCUCCCUAAUCGGAUUCCUAGUCAUCAUGCUCCUCCUCUUCUGCUGCUGCUCGAACAACGCUACCUUUUCGUGGCCGUGGUUUGCGUUUUGGCGACGAGGGGGCAGUGAGAGUAGUGGGGAUAGUUAUUAUAGUUAUGAUGAUGUUAGUGAGGUGAGGGUUAGAGGUGGAGGGGGUGAAAGAAAGAUGGCUUUUGGGGUGACGAGGCCGGGGAAGGUGAGGGUUGGGAGGAGGAGGGGGGAUGCGGUUAGGGUUAAGAGGACGAUUGAUGAGAGGGAUAGGGGAAGUGAGAAGGGUGGAGGCUUGAAGGGCGGUGGGGGGAGAGAAUGGGGUGAGAGGGAGCUGGGACAUGAGAGGGAUGGAGGUUUGAAGGGUGGUAAUAGGGGAGAGAAUGCGAGGAAUGCAAAUAUAAGAGAUGGUGGGGUGAGAGGGAGUGAGAGGGAUGGAGGUUUGAAGGGUGGUGGUGGUGGUAGAAGAGAAUGGGGAGAAAAGGAGAGUGUCCGGAAGGGAAGUAUAAGGGGUGGUCCUACAAGAGGAGGUGUGAGUGAGAGAAGUUAUAGGAGGAGGAGCGUUGAGAGGAGACGAGAUGGAUGUUGGGGACGCUUCUUACGCGGGAACGCAAGGAGAGAAAGAGUCGUUGAGAGGGAUCGACAUAGCUGGGCAGGGAAGAGGGAGAGGGAGUUUGAUGACGAGUUGGAGUAUGUGGAUGAUUGA